Molecule: messenger RNA, 1077 nt
Organism: Anthonomus grandis grandis
Lineage: Eukaryota; Metazoa; Arthropoda; Insecta; Coleoptera; Curculionidae
Product: protein l(2)37Cc
Exons: 2
Coding region: 121-951 (276 amino acids)
Biological process (GO): mitochondrion organization
Cellular component (GO): membrane; mitochondrion
Source: RefSeq, a predicted model, not a curated record
UGUCAUUGUCGCUUCCUAACCUAAAAAAUUUCGGGGGUUUCUUUUUCCGUGAGCUUGUGCAACACCUAACGAGCGAAACCAAAAAUUUAGGGCAUUUCAAAGUAGAAUAACCACAAAAAAAUGUCCGCGGCACAAUUUUUCAACCGAAUCGGCCAAGUGGGCCUGGGCAUAGCGCUCGCCGGAGGCGUGGUAAACUCUGCCCUGUACAACGUAGACGGGGGACACCGUGCCGUAAUAUUCGACCGAUUCCAAGGUAUCAAAAAAGACGUUAUCGGCGAGGGUACUCACUUUUUCAUCCCGUGGGUCCAGCGUCCGAUCGUUUUCGACGUCAGGUCGAGACCCAGGAACGUUCCGGUGAUCACGGGGAGCAAAGAUCUCCAAAACGUCAACAUCACCCUUCGUAUCUUGUUCAGACCGGUGCCAGAUCAAUUACCGAGAAUUUACACCGUUUUGGGGCAGGACUAUGAAGAGAGGGUGCUGCCCUCCAUCACCACAGAAGUACUAAAGGCUGUUGUAGCCCAAUUUGAUGCUGGAGAGCUUAUCACUCAGCGUGACCUUGUAUCACAAAAGGUGAACGAUGACUUGACUGAGAGAGCUUCACAGUUCGGAGUGAUUUUGGAUGAUAUUUCGAUUACACAUUUAACUUUUGGCAGGGAGUUUACUCAGGCUGUUGAAUUAAAACAGGUGGCACAACAAGAGGCUGAAAAGGCCAGGUUCCUAGUAGAAAAGGCUGAACAAACUAAAAAAGCCACAGUAAUCUCAGCCGAGGGUGAUGCACAAGCGGCCACAAUGCUUGCCAAAGCAUUUGGAGAUGCCGGCGAAGGUUUGGUGGAACUGAGAAGGAUAGAAGCUGCAGAAGACAUUGCUUACCAACUAUCUCGCUCCAGGCAAGUGUCUUAUCUGCCUGGGGGACAAAAUUUGCUCUUGAACGUCCCAACUCCAGGAAAUUAGGCUUCAGUUCCCCUUUGGAGGUUUAAAUUGCAUUUUGGUUGCAGUCAGUUUUAUUUUAUAUUGAUUGUGUACAUUUUCUGGUAGAAUGCCGAAGAGUGGUAGCAAAUAAAUUGGUACUGUUGUGUA